Molecule: messenger RNA, 1533 nt
Organism: Hirsutella rhossiliensis
Lineage: Eukaryota; Fungi; Ascomycota; Sordariomycetes; Hypocreales; Ophiocordycipitaceae
Product: ATP dependent DNA ligase domain-containing protein
Exons: 3
Coding region: 1-1533 (510 amino acids)
Biological process (GO): nucleotide-excision repair, DNA gap filling; DNA recombination; double-strand break repair via nonhomologous end joining
Cellular component (GO): DNA ligase IV complex
Molecular function (GO): DNA ligase (ATP) activity; ATP binding; DNA binding
Source: RefSeq, a predicted model, not a curated record
AUGAAUGAACAUCUCAUGAUUAUGUUCUACGAUCUUCUGUUGCUGGACGACACGGUCUGCGCUAGAAAAAGCCAUGCUAAGCGGCGACGACUACUUCGGUCUCUGGUUCGCCGGAUCCCUGGUCUUGCCGAGGUCGGGUUCCGCGAAGUGGUUGCAUUCUCCUCAGCCAAUGCUGCUGAGCGGCUCACUGAACUAUUCGCACGAGCCAUUACACAACGGUGGGAGGGACUGGUGCUGAAAGGUUGCAACGACCCUUACUUCACCUCCGAUUGCGACAAGUCAUCCAUCAAACUCAAGAAAGACUACAUUCCAGGCCUCGGUGACUCUGCCGACUUCACUAUUGUCGGUGGCAACCAUAGCGCGGAGGACGAACAAGAGAUUGGAAUUGGCAAGCUCUGGUGGACGUCGUUUUUUAUCGGAUGCAUGGAAAAUAAAGAUGAGGUCUGCCGUUAUAAUUCUAAGCCAAGACUUCGCAUCAUCGACAUCAUCGACAAACAUGGCAUCCCGAAAGACCAUAUGCAAUAUCUCAACCGACAUGGAUAUUUCACACAAAUACCCUUCAUUGAGUCCACGCCAAAUUUUGACGUGGUAAUACAGCUUGAAACCAGGCACUUCACACCUUCUCCCUCACUCGGCUAUGGCGACGAAGCGAACGAUCUAGGAGCCCCAGGACUGGGAACAAUAUUAGAGCCCGUGUGGAUAGAACUAUUGAUUAUUACCCCUAUCCACAAGUUGAUCUUUCGAGACGGAUCAAAUGCUCUGGAGCCCCCUAACCGACCUAGCUUCACUGACUUUGCUGAAGAAGCUACCCACUAUGUCGACCUUAACUCCAUAAAUCAGAGAGCUUAUUCUGUUGCUACUGCUGACUAUGAAAGCAGGCGUAGGGAAUACCUUUACGAGACUAAGCUAAUCACUGCAGCCCGUACAGCUAUUACGGAGUCUAUCAGCACUGCUAAACUUACCUCCCUUCGAGAGGGGGAUACGCUUCGGCAGUGGCUGCAGAAGCUGGAAGCAUCGACUGCUCCUUCACGCGGCUUUAUGACUGACCGAAUUAGGAAGCAGUAUUCUAGUCACCUUCAUGCUAGUACUAAGACUAACAUACUAGACUGGCUGACUAAGUGGGAAGAGAUUAUAGAAGAAGCUGACCUUUACUUCCUAUCUGAGGCACUAACAGGCCAGUGGCUACGAGAUAUAGCUAGCGUCAUCCGACCUCUUAGCGACGGAUACGCUACUAUCUUCUACGAAGAUAGCCGAAGAAUCGAUGAAGAAGCAGCAACUGCUCAAUAUAGGGUCUAUCAAGCUCUUCGACCAGACUCUAUAGGAAGCACGCCUACUUUGGCAGCAGUACCACCUUCUUCGACUCACUGGACCUUUCAGCUUGUUGCUAGAAAAAUCAGAGAAAUUGCAGAGCAACAGCCGCACCAGCAGAAAGGAGGAAUCAAGAGAGGUGCCGGCUUUCUAGCUGAUAAAGAAACUGAUGAAAACAACCCUUCUGAAGAAAGACCGAAAAGAAGAGAAAGGGAAGAAACCUGA